GUGGCGGCUCCGGCAGGCGAGCACGGCUGGCUGGGUCUGAGCGGCCGGAGGAGACGCAAGCCCUCGCGGAUCUCGCCCAUCGCCGCCGUUCGCCAUGUCCUCCUUCGACACCAACCCCUUCGCGGACCCCGUGGACGUGAACCCCUUCCAGGACCCAUCUGUGACCCAGCUGACCAGCGCCUCACAGGGUGGCCUCUCUGAAUUCAACCCUUUUUCUGAGACAAAUGCAGCAACAACGGUUCCUGUCACCCAGCUUCCUGGUCCCUCACAACCUGCUGUCCUCCAGCCCUCUGUGGAACCAACUCAGCCAAGCCCCCAGGUACCGGUUGCAAAUAGUCUUUGGUCGUCUCCUUUCCAGAACUCGCUACAUACUAGUACAAACGAGUGCUCAGAGAGGCAGAGGCUACUAGAAGGAGAUAGUAUUCUCAGAGACAGCUACAUGCAGAAACUUUCGAUGGCUGUGGCCUCUGCGGCCCAGGCCAGCCUACUACGGCAGCAGGAAGAGCUGGACAGGAAGGCAGCUGAGCUGGAACGAAAAGAGAGGGAGCUACAGAACACAGUGGCCAACCUGCAUGUAAAGGAGAACAACUGGCCGCCCCUGCCUUCCUGGUGCCCGGUCAAACCCUGCUUCUACCAGGACUUCUCCGCGGAGAUUCCUGCUGACUACCAGCGCAUCUGCAAGAUGCUUUACUAUCUCUGGAUGCUGCAUUCCGUGACUCUGUUUCUGAACCUGCUUGCUUGCCUUGCGUGGUUCUUAGCGGACACCAGCAAGGGAGUAGACUUCGGCCUGUCAAUUCUGUGGCUGCUUAUCUUCACCCCCUGUGCCUUCUUGUGUUGGUACCGACCCAUCUACAAGGCCUUCAGGUCUGACAACUCCUUCAGCUUCUUUGUGUUCUUCUUCAUAUUUUUUUGUCAAAUAGGGAUAUACAUCAUCCAGUUGGUCGGUAUCCCUGGCCUGGGGGACAGUGGUUGGAUCGCAGCCCUGUCCGUCAUGCAUCAAAACCUGGCUGUGUCCAUCAUCAUGAUGGUGGUGGCCGGCUUCUUCACCCUUUGCGCUGUGCUCUCGCUCUUCCUCCUGAAGCGGGUGCACUCAUUGUACCGACGCACCGGAGCCAGCUUCCAGCAAGCCCAAGAAGAAUUUUCCCACGGCAUCUUCAGCAGCCGGACCUUCCGCAGCGCCGCUACAUCAGCUGCCCAAGGCACCUUCCAGGGGAAUUAGGCUUCCAUUGGUGCCACCUUCUGCCCAGAUCCUCUCUUAACCUGCCUUUUGAGCUGUACUUUGAGUGGGUGCCUUAACCAAGGGCUCAGCCCUGCACAGACCCCAGGUGGAUCUCGCUGUGACCCUUGCCCCCCAUCCUCUGCAGCCACCUCUCCCUUCUACCCAAGGAAAAGGGAGGGAGACCAGGGACUUAUUUUGUACAAGAGAAAAGAAAAAAAACAACUAUCUUUCCUUCUCUGGUGGUAGUUUGGCAGGGUAGGGUCUUUUCAUCUUUGUGGAAACAGGAGGCUAAGAUCUUCUUCCCCCUCAUGACCCGUUCAUUC
Suncus etruscus (white-toothed pygmy shrew) is the source of this 1542-nucleotide messenger RNA. It is a transcript of the gene SCAMP2, whose product is annotated as secretory carrier membrane protein 2. The transcript is spliced from 10 exons. Gene Ontology annotation, cellular component: recycling endosome membrane; trans-Golgi network membrane. NCBI's taxonomy places the organism in Eukaryota, Metazoa, Chordata, Mammalia, Eulipotyphla, Soricidae. The record is from RefSeq and is a predicted model, not a curated record. Gene Ontology annotation, biological process: protein transport. Bases 95 to 1219 code for a protein of 374 amino acids.